Suricata suricatta (meerkat) is the source of this 12604-nucleotide messenger RNA. It is a transcript of the gene BCL6, whose product is annotated as BCL6 transcription repressor. Gene Ontology annotation, biological process: regulation of immune system process; negative regulation of transcription by RNA polymerase II; regulation of cytokine production. Bases 9410 to 11530 code for a protein of 706 amino acids. Gene Ontology annotation, cellular component: nucleus. The transcript is spliced from 10 exons. Lineage: Eukaryota; Metazoa; Chordata; Mammalia; Carnivora; Herpestidae. Gene Ontology annotation, molecular function: protein binding; RNA polymerase II cis-regulatory region sequence-specific DNA binding; DNA-binding transcription factor activity, RNA polymerase II-specific. The record is from RefSeq and is a predicted model, not a curated record.
CGCCGCUGGUGCCGCUGGUGCCGCUGCCGCCGCCGCUGCUCAUGAUCAUUAUUUUACCUUUUAAUUCUUUUUUUUUCCGCUCUUGCCAAAUGCUUUGGCUCCAAGUUUCCUAUGUGUAUCUAUUGAUAUAAAUGUAUAUAUUUAUUUAUUCUAGCUGUCAGGUGUUAAAAUAAAUGCCGAAGAUUAGUCCCACGUCUCUCCCACUCUAGGAUAUAGAUUUUUAUAUAUUUAUUAUUUUAUUCUUGUUGUCUUUGAGUGAAUUGGCCGGUUUGGGGAGGCUUUUGCCACCCUCCCUGGUGUUGUUUUGGUUUUGGAAAAAGAGGUGGAGGAGAGGAAGGAGGGAAUUAGGGGGCGGCCGGAGCCGAGAGGACGAGACAGUGUUUUGGGGGGUGCUCGGGGCAAGUCUGGGGGCUGUCUGGCCCCAGACGACGGAGAGGACGCGCGCUCGCGCUCUCGCUCUUUCUUCUGCUGCUUGCGUACGGCUUGUGAUCUCGCUGGAUUCGGGCGGCUCUGUUUUUUCCCUCUUUUCUCGCUUGCAAACUGCUUUCCUCGCUCCCUCGCUCCUGCCUCCCCUUCCCUCCCUCCCUCCCUCCUCCUCUCCCUCGCCUCUCCUUCCUUCUCUGCUCCCGUCCUUCUGGGUGACUCCGGGAGACGAGGAGGGAGGCUGCCCGCUCGCUCGCCCCGCUGGCUCCCUUCCAUCGGCCUCGCUCCUUUAGAUUCCCUGCCUCCGAGCCGAGAUUUGGGAGGAAAAAUGCAAGCGAACUCCUCGGGUUUUGUUUUUCUCAUCCCCCCCCCCCCAUAAACCCAGUUGAAGUAUCGUUUCUACUAUUUCCUUUUAGAGCUGCGAUCUUCCUAACGAGAUCCGAGUGUUUUGGUGUCCCCUUACCCUGUGUUUUGGGGGAGGUUUAGCUUGCCUGGGGGCGGGGGUGUUGAAUACUUUGAAAAUUAUUCUUUCAUGUUGCAGUCGAGGGAGUCAGGAACCCCCGCGCACUCCCUCUCCCCAUCCUAAGGAGAGAGGCUGGUGGCGGGACAGGGAUUUGAGGGGUGGAUGGCAAAGGGGGUGAGCGUUUGCACCUGCGGUGCCGUUUAGCGUGCGGGGACUCCGGGAACCUUCACAGGACGGCCCAGACGAGCGGGAAGGUGGCGGGAUUUCUGGCGGUCGUGGUGUUUGUGUUUUGGGCGCUGCGUGACUCGGUGUUAGCUCCCAAUGGCUGUUCCCCGCCUCUCCUAAAUUUUGUUUUAUUUUCUCCCAUCGUGCGAGCUUUGUAAAAAAAAAAAAAAAAAAAAAAGACAACUGCCAGCCGGAGAGUAGCCGACAGCGGGCUUUAGAUUCCCGAGGUCCUUGCACUGGGCGACGGGAGAAACAAACCGCCUCAGCCCGCGUUCCUACGUGCAGAGACCCGGGAGGAGAGAAGGGCACACUGUGGCCCUGGGCGGGGGACCUGGCGCGGGAAAAGGGGGCGCGGGCGCGAAAGGGAGAUCUUUGUGAGUGAUUUUGCAAAAACGGAUUGCGAGGUUGGUUGGAUUUGCAACCUGUGGCUCUCCUCGAGGGAGCAGGAAUGGGGGACGGCGGCGGCGGCGGCGGCGGCCCGGGGCGGGAGCGAGUGGGGAGUUGGAAAUUGGCUGCACUCUUGGGCCGCGGGAGCUAGGGGCCACCCCGCCGCGGGAUGUAGUGACCGCGGUCUAGGUCUAGAGAACUGUGGAUUGCGUUGCCUUUAUGAUGCAGUGUUAUUGGAACUCUGGCGAAAAAUGGAACUAGUGUUACAAUAAUGAGUUUUAAAGCUCCCCAUGAAAAACAAAACACAACCCAAUAGAUCUUUUAAGACCUGUAAAGGUCCUGUUAUGGGGCGCCUCUUUUUGCAAUGGUUAGGACUUGGCGGUGGGGGUCCAGACCGCUGAACUGGGAGAAAGACCCCCAAACAGGAUACCGAAAGUCCAGAACUGUUACUGGGUCCCUGACGCAACAGAAAGCUGGUCAUCCCCAUUACCACCACCACCAGCUACAGGAAACUAAUUUAAUUUUUUUAUGGAUUUUGUUUCCAUUCAGUUUAUAGUUUCCAGGAGGGAAAUCUUGUCACUCUUUACUUUUUUUUUUAAGUGUCAAUACAUGCAUUUUUUUUUCUGUCAAAAAAAAAAAAGUGGGGCAGGACAGAGGGAACCAGGGAAAGGGCUGUUUAGAAAUACAGUUUGUGGCUCUGAGCGAUGCCACUGGCUUCCUCUACAGAGACUGUCAGUUUCCCUUUUUCUUUGCAAGGUGUGUGUGGUUUUAAUAAAUAACUUAAAAAAAUAGAGGGGGGCGGCAAGAUCUGUCAGGAGACAGGUAUCUAUUUUGCUCACUAUUUACUACCAAGAGCCUUUGGCACUGGAACAGAACCUCAUAAAUCUGCAGCCCAAGUUGAAGUUCAUCUGGCCCUAGUCCACACGCUAUUCCUGGAGGUAGCAAACAUGAGCUCAAAGGAAUGAGGUGAAAUCACAUUCUUGCUUUAAAAUAUAUACUUUUUUUUUUUUGAGAAAGGAUAUUGUCUCUGGGGGAGGAGGAAAAGGAAAGAGAGUGACAGAAGAUGGGCAUUCCUUUGCUAAAAUGACUGCAGUUGAGUCCUCAGUCUGAAAUAGAAACCUGUAUAUGGGAAAUAUUUCCCCCUCCCCCCACUUAUAAAUAGAAGUUUCCAAUAUCCUAUUUGGAAGACUUUCCAAUACUGCAGGCCCAAGCAUUGGCUUGUUUUGAGGGUCUGUUGAUAGUGACAGUAAGGCCAAAAGCUGUUGGUAAACGGAGUAGCUUGAAGGAGAAGGGAGCCAGAAGAGGGAAUUCUCCAAUUGGCCUUUUCGUCUAUGCUGUUUCGAAGGGUUUUACCCCAUGCUUUCUUGAAAAGACUCUCCGGUUUAUUCUGGGUUUGGUGGACAGGGAUGGGACUCUAAACUCUUAAGCUCUCGUUUGCUGAGCCCUGAAGAGUUCCAGUUAUUGGUUGAGUAAAUGUGUAAGCCAGGACUAGAUGUCAAAAUCCUUCCUUCCCUCUCUCCCCUGCCUGGUAGCCACACUCACAACCCACUUUAUUGUGAAAAACUUGAGAUUCCGAGGUGGUGGUGCGGCAGCGCCACCCCUUGGUGAGUGAAACUCUCUAUUUGCAAAAGUCAAAUAUUUGAAAAACAUUGUGAAAUGACCUUAUGAGGGAUUUCUUUUCUUUAGAAAGAGGAGAUAAAACUAACUUAAAAAAAAAGGACUUUGUAGUUGAUUUCUCAAAUGAGGAGGAAAAGAGUUGCUUUCCAGCUAGGAUAGUGUCAUAAUAGGCAAAAAAGUUCCGAGUGUGUGUGUGUGUGUGUGUGUGUGUGUGUGUGUAUACGCGCGCGCGCGCACGGAAGGCUGUCUAGUUGGUUUUGAGUUCUCCAGACAGAGGUAGCCUCCUUCCCCCUUGAACUUGAUUUCUCAGAGCACCUGAAUUCUGUUGUCAGCCUGACAUUGAGAUAAGGAGGAAUGUCUCCGUGUAAAAACAAACCGGUGAUUGGAAGUCCUGUAGUUUUGCUGGUGGUGAUGAUGGUGUCCGUGGGGGCCGGGGUGGGGACGGAGGUUUGUGGAUGGCGUGGGGCAAUGGUAGGCCGGUCUAGCUGGGUUUGGAGCUCUCUGGGCGUUGAAGCAGUGUGGCGCGUGCCGGUUUCCUGCACUGCGCAACAAGUGGGAAUGCCGCCGCGGUGAUCCGGGCGAGGGUGCUGUGUUGUGGUGAAGCUGGCCCCUUUCUUCCCACUAGAAGCCAGGAAUGGAUCUUCCCAUUCCAGCCUGCCUCCCAGCCUAUGACCAGCAGCCCCACCAAAAGACCAUCAUUCGGCCGGGUCUUUUGCCGAGCGCUGUAAGCCUGGGUGGAACCCGGUCCUUGGCCUCCAGGGCCCCCUUUGCUCCAUGGGGAUCGGGGAUUUAUUCCCGAUUUUCUUUGCGGGUCGACCAGUAUUUGGCAAGAAGCUUUGCUAAUCCCGUCGAGUUCCAUUCUGCUUUUUGAAGACAAGCGCUCCCUUUCCUCCUUUCUAAUACGUUCAGCCCUUCCGGCUGGAAAAAUCACCGUAUAAUUUGUGAACGCAGCUCCAGAUACCGCGUUGUGGUUGCUAGAGGAGUGAGCAUCAGGAAGAACGGAAUUACAUCCAGUAAAUUAAAUGUUUUGCAGAGUUGCUUAUAGAGGCAACCUCCUCUCCCUAACAGACCCAAAAGAGAGAAAAAAAAGGAGGCGGGGGGGGGGGUGCCGGGGGCAGUCGGUAGUGGAAGGCUGUGGCGGCGUGGUAAUUUUCGAACGGACUGAGUCUGCCACCUAGUGGUAGAUCGUAGCCGACUUCCCCGCCUGGGACGGUGGGCCGACCCUGUCACUUUCGGGUCUCCCAAGUAUCCCAAUCAGGUGCUAAGACUGACAAAGAGGAGGGAACCAUCCAAUGAGGAUAACUUCCGACCUCCAAAGUUCGGGUAAGAUGGAUGAAAAUUAGGGAGCCUUCAGAUGCUUGUUCUGUCCAUGGUCCCCCAGCGAGGGGCAUCAGCCUCUCUCCACUAAAAGAACCUUGACAAGGUAACCCGCUUUGAACACACUAUCUCUCUGUCUCUGUGGCCUCUCCCUGGGUGAAGUGGGUGGUGGCAGGAUGCCAUGGGGUCUCUAGGACAUAAAACUCCUUACAGUUGAGGAGACGAGUCUCAUGAGGAGGGUCUGUUACUGUUGACUUCAUACCCUAACUGGGACAGAUUUUUACCUUCUGAAUUGCAGGUCAGUGACUUAAAGAAAGUCAAUGGCGAGUUUAUCGCCACUUCUUUGAAGUGUCUAAGAGAAAGGAGCAUCAGUAAGAGAGACCCAUUGUUUUAAUAACUCAGGUCAGCAUAGCUGAAAACAGUUUCCCCCAGUGUCUUGGAGGAAUUUUAGAAAGUAUAGCAUAAGAUUUUCAGUUACAGAUGUGGACAACCUAAUGUAGUAAUGAGGGUGAAGGUCUCAGAUCUUGAGGAGUGCCUGUGUUGGUGGGUGAUUAAGUCCAGUCCCUAGACUUGCAGAGAUGCACCUAUCUCCCCGCAAGGCUUACAUUUGGAUACUGAAACAAUACUCUUCCCCUUCCUUCCACACUGCUUAGUGACUUCACGAGACACCAGUUAUGGAAGGGAGUAAGGAAGAUGAGAAGGGUGUCCUUUGGACAAGCAGCGUGUGAUCUCUGUAGAAUUUGGGCCACAAUAGCUUCUUAUUAAGCAAAAUUUUAUUUUCUUGGAGCUGAAAACUUAAGAUGGCAAAACGCGCACACGGGUGACGGCGACCCCUAGCGACGGCCGCCGGCCCGUGCACCCGCGGAAGAUGCAGCCGUCUCCGCCUCCCUGGUCCUAGGGAAUCGAGUUCAGCCUCUCCCACUGCGGGAACUGUCGGAGGCCGCGUCGGAGAAACGCGCCUCUGUUCGGGUUGGAAACGAAUCUGGGGAUGUGUUUGAAGAGCGGUCAAGUUUGACUCAUCGCUUUCCAAGGACAGUUAGUGCCUUCCAUCUUCAUUAACGUGAAUAAAGACCUUGGCUGACUUCUGUCCAGAUCGGAUUUUUAAAGGCAUUGUUUGCUUGGGGACAUCAUGCCGCUCCCCUCCCCCGGCAGCCUUUUUGCAAAGGCAGAGUCCAGUCCAGCCUGGAUGGCCGAGAUCUUUUCUUAGGGACGUAGUUUGCUGGCAUUGUCUGCCGGCUCUUUCUGGAAGGCUGUCGCGGGCAGGGCGCAUGGGGAGCGUCCCUUCUGCAGCUCCUCUUCAGAUCUUGAUGAUAAAACACAUCCCUCUAUUUUAUUGCAUUUCCUAGAAGCUUGCAGGCUUCAAAGAGCGCUGCUGGCAGGAAACGUGAUAGAAAUAAAGUCAGGACAUAAUGUCCCCGAACACCUUGGUCACCCAAAGCGCCUGCCGAGGCUACCGCGUUAUCAAAUUCGCUUUCAUUUAUUGCCUACUCCACCCUCCCGUCAAGAGAGCGAACAGUGUUUCUCCCUUAAAACAAAAACAACCGCGCGGCUUAACCCCACCCCCUACAGCUGGACCACUGUGGCUAAACUAGAGCAGCCAGUUAACUGAGACGCUGCGCAGAAAGGGAGCGCUUGGGCAAGAGCCCUGAUUCUGGUUUCACUACUGCAGCUCCAACUUUAAUUAAAAUUCCUCGUUCCUACUCCUAAGCAGUGCUUUGCACUUCCAGAUUCUCCUUGGGAUUUCUCAGCGAGUUAUUGGUGUUAUUAGAUUACCAAUAAUCCAACAGCCAGCCGGGAUAGAGAAAGGUGGGGGUGAGGGUGGGGAUGCGAAAGGCAUUCUCCAAAUCUGGAGCCUGUGUCCAAAGUAGGUCAAUGGGAAGGAGAGGCGGGGCUACAUGAGUAUUGUCGGUUUCUAGCCUUGAUGGAGGGCUCUCUCUAGUGUUAGGCAGCGGUAAAACAUGAUUAGGUUUGAGCUCCCGGAACCACGGGACUCCUAAUUUCCAAUAAGCGCAAGUACGUAAUUUUAACUUCCCUUCCUAGAUACUCACCCCAUUCCAUAUUAAAUUUCAACCUUCGCUUUCACCUUUAUUCCACUGGGCGAAGGAAUGAGAAAGCCACAAAGUAGGACUUUAUGAGGCCGACGAGGCCCAGUCUUUACCAACCGCCCAGACCCCGCCUCCGCCGCUGAUGGGAUGGGCUGCUCAGUGAGAGGCCACCCGCUGGUUUUGGGACCGGACUGUGGCCUCAGGGGCUACGUUUUUUGCGCCCCCACCCCCCCGCGCCGGAAAAUUCCUCUCGGAGCCCACCACUAGGACCAGUUAGGAGAGGGCGCCCAGGGUUUAUAAUUCCAAGGAAGGCCAAGAGAAAGCGAGGCAACCCUGGUGCGCGCCAAUGCGCGCGCUGAGGUGGGCGCCCCGGUACCUGCGCAAUCCUAACCGUGUGUCUACAGUUUCGGAGAAAUCGGAUUCCGAAAUCCCGAAACCUGGCCAGUUUUGGCCUGGCAGCUCCUAUUCUAAAGACUUUGGGCGGAAACCGAGCUAAGCAGGGUUCCCCUACUUGCCAACGUAGGCGGAAGGGGCUUUCGGUUUGGUUUUCCUCCAGGUCGGCUCGUGCACACUGGCUGGAGACCCUCAGCCCUAGAGACUCCUAUCUUUCUACCCUGACACCUGGCCUAACCAACGCUUUAAGGGGAGGGGGGGGGAGCGGUGGAGUAAGCAAAAAGAGGGGAAGAAAAGAAAAGAGAGAGAAAAAUACAUAAAUGACGCACCAGGCAAACAAACGCCAGAAUUAGGCAAUUUGAAGUCGUGAAAUGAGCCUCAGAUUGGACCCGAAUUGCUGGGUUCUAGACCGGCUCUGCCACUAACUUGCGCGACUUUCCCCAUUUAUAAAAUUAUUGUGGGGGAAGGGUUGGAGCGGGUGAACUCAGAAUCCUGGAUCGGGCGCCGGCAAGGGAUUUAGGGGAAAGUGUGCCUAUUCCCCGCGAGCCUCCCUGGGCGCCCCCCUCCCUCCCCGGGUGAAUCCCCGGCGGCCCUCGCGCCGCAGGCAGCGAUCCUGGCGGCCGUCGGGGACAGGCAGCUUCCUGGAAAGUUACUUCUCGUUGGAGCCGGCGAUAGGCAGAAAGUGUUCUGUGAAAUCCGCUGAGCUGAGAUCGACUACGUUCCGGGAAUGAGAGGGCUGUGCCAUUCCCCUCACUGCCCACUGUCUUGACGGCGUAACAGGAAAAAAAAAAAAAAAAAAAAAAAAAAGGCACACACAAUGUUAGCUACCGACGUGCACGAAACGUUUUAUUUGAAUGUAACCAAAUUAAAGGUUGCCACGAUCUCACCACGGGGCCUCCGACGCGCCUGUGGGGGCUUCCAGGCAGAUGGGCCGCGGUGCCCACGGAACGCCCGGGGGUGGGCGGUCCCUGGCGGGCAGGUACGGUAAGGUCGGGGUGGGCGACUCUGCCCGGGCUUGCUGAGGCGCGCAGGGCUCCAGUUUGUGCCCGUGUGAGCGCGCGAGAGGAAGCGCAGUGCCCGAGGAGCAGAGGAGACAGGGAAGGGGUGGACAGGGGCUUUCGUGGUGGGUCACUCUCUCUCUUAACCUGGCUCUCGCUCUUUGCUCCCCUCUUUUCUCUCGCCUUCCCCUUCUGCUGUCUUCCUGCCUUCUCUUCCCUCUCUGCCUUUUUUAGAGGAGGGGGGAGGGUCCCUAUUUUUUCUUCUCCAGCACCUUUAAAAAGACCUGCCUUCUCCUCAAGGUGCCAAACUGAAAAUCCAGAGGGAAAAGGCAGAGGAGAGAAAGUGUGUGGGUGGAAAGACAAUAUUUAGGUCUCACUUCGUGGUUACUGCGGCUGGGGCGGGGUUUGGAUGGGGGGAGCCCACGUCUGAACCCUUGCAGUUGUCAGUUUCUCCUUGACAGCCCUGUUCUUUUGGCAGAGUGUGUCUGUGUAAUGAGCAUUGUGUGUGGCGUCGAUGGGAUUCCAGCCGAAGCUAGUAAGACAGAAUUUGUCCAGGACUUUGCUGGAGAUGAGCUUUCGGUCUUGGGCAAGGCUUAUCCUGUGGAGCCUCAGUGACCUCCCCAGUAAAUCAGGGCUGUUACAAGGAUCACAUAGGAUAAUGGAUGGGAAAGACCUGAGUGGUCUGUGAGAAACAGAGCAGCUGCCAGGGGUCCUUCCACACUUGCAGCAAAUAGAGGGAGGCAUGGCUCCCCACAUCCACCAUAACGUGCACUCCCUAGCCCUGGGGUACCCUAAGAUAGAGCUAGCAGGAGAAGAGGUGGGCUUAAUAGGGCUGUGGGCCUCAGUUGUAUGUGCAUUUGUUUUUGACCAAGCUGGGCAGAAGUUUAGGAUGAGAAGUGUCCAGCCUCAGGGCCUGGCUGACUGUAGACUCCCCCCAUCCCCCCCCCACACCCCAGGGGGCAGGAGAUGGGAAUAUUUUGUUUGUUUGUUUCUCGAUCUGCAUAUGGAGUGAGUCACUGCCACUUGUCAAGGUGAAAUGGCAAAUCUGGGCUUCCUGUGGUUCCAAAAAUCUGUGACUGGAAAUCCACAAGCAGCCUGGUGGCUGAAGCUGAUUAAAGGAGAGCCUUAGGGAUUCCAGAAGCGUUCAGGGAUGUUUUUCAUGGGGGGAGGAGAAGAUGGUUUGUAAAUGAACCUCUCAUGUGUGUCUUCAGUGUUCUUUCUCAAUGGAGACAGUCACUGAACUUUGGUUAGGACAGUGUAGUGUUUUGCUCUUUGCCCAUCUUGAGUUAGGAUGGGGAGAGGAGGAAAUUGGUCCUUUUGUCUCUCUCUGUUCCUCUCCCUUCCCCCAUUCCCUUCCCUCAUCCUCACUCACAUGCACACAGUAACCUUGAAGCCGAUGGGAUUGAGUGACUGGCACUUGGGACCACAGAGAAAUGUCAGAGUGUUUGGUUACAGACUCAAGGAAACCUCUCAUUUUAGAGUGCUCAUUUGAUUUUAAGCAACGUUUUGGACUGUGAAUCAAGGCAUCGGGUGAAGACAAAAUGGCCUCGCCGGCUGACAGCUGUAUCCAGUUCACUCGCCAUGCCAGUGACGUUCUCCUCAACCUUAAUCGCCUGCGGAGCCGUGACAUAUUGACUGAUGUUGUCAUCGUGGUGAGCCGUGAGCAGUUCAGAGCCCAUAAGACGGUCCUGAUGGCCUGCAGUGGCCUGUUCUACAGCAUCUUCACAGACCAGCUGAAAUGUAACCUUAGCGUCAUCAACCUGGAUCCCGAGAUCAACCCGGAGGGGUUCUGCAUCCUCCUGGACUUCAUGUACACCUCUCGGCUCAAUCUGCGGGAGGGCAACAUCAUGGCCGUGAUGGCUACAGCCAUGUACCUACAGAUGGAGCACGUCGUGGACACUUGCCGGAAGUUUAUCAAGGCCAGUGAAGCUGAGAUGGUUCCAGCCAUCAAGCCCCCCCGUGAAGAGUUUCUGAGUAGUCGGAUGCUGAUGCCCCAAGACAUCAUGGCCUAUCGGGGCCGUGAGGUGGUGGAGAAUAGCCUGCCGCUGAGGAGCGCACCUGGGUGUGAGAGCAGAGCCUUCGCCCCCAGCCUGUACAGCGGCCUGUCCACACCGCCCGCCUCGUACCCCGUGUACAGCCACCUCCCAGUCAGCAGCUUCCUCUUCUCCGAUGAGGAGCUGCGGGAUGCCCGGAUGCCUGUGGCCAACCCCUUCCCCAAGGAGCGGGCCCUGCCCUGCGAUAGCACCAGGCCAGUGCCCGGCGAGUACAGCCGGCCGGCCAUGGAAAUGCCCCCCAGCGUGUGCCACGGUGGCCUCUACUCACCCAAGGAGGGCACCCCGGAAGAGGCACACAGUGACAUGCACUACGGUGUGGCCGAGGGCCCCAAGCCGGCCGCCCCCUCGGCCCGGAACACCCCGUACUUCCCCUGUGACAAGGCCGGCAAGGAGGAAGAGAGACCCUCCUCAGAGGAUGAGAUUGCCCUGCAUUUCGAGCCCCCCAGUGCGCCCCUGAACCGGAAGGGCCUGGUGAGUCCACAGAGCCCGCAGAAGUCUGACUGCCAGCCCAACUCACCCACGGAGUCCUGCAGCAGCAAGAAUGCCUGCAUUCUCCAGACCUCUGGCUCACCUCCAGCCAAGAGCCCGACCGACCCCAAAGCCUGCAACUGGAAGAAAUACAAGUUCAUCGUGCUCAACAGCCUCAACCAGAAUGCCAAACCAGAGGGGCCCGAGCAGGCCGAGCUGGGCCGCCUUUCACCUCGAGCCUACACAGCCCCACCGGCCUGCCAGCCGCCAAUGGAGCCUGAGAGCCUUGACCUCCAGUCCCCAACCAAGCUUAGCACCAGCGGGGAGGAUUCCAACAUCCCACAGGCCAGCCGGCUCAAUAACAUCGUCAACAGGUCUCUUACAAACUCCCCCCGCAGCAGCAGCGAGAGCCACUCGCCUCUCUACUUGCACCCCCCCAAGUGCACGUCCUGCGGCUCUCAGUCCCCGCAGCACGCAGAGAUGUGCCUCCACACCGCUGGCCCCACGUUCCCUGAGGAGAUGGGCGAGACGCAGUCGGAGUACUCAGAUUCCAGCUGUGAGAACGGGGCCUUCUUCUGUAACGAGUGUGACUGCCGCUUCUCUGAGGAGGCCUCGCUCAAGAGACACACGCUGCAGACACACAGCGACAAGCCCUACAAGUGUGACCGCUGCCAGGCCUCUUUCCGCUACAAGGGCAACCUCGCCAGCCACAAGACCGUCCAUACGGGUGAGAAACCCUAUCGCUGUAACAUCUGUGGAGCCCAGUUCAACCGGCCAGCCAACCUGAAAACCCACACUCGGAUUCACUCUGGAGAGAAGCCCUACAAAUGCGAAACCUGUGGAGCCAGAUUUGUACAAGUGGCCCACCUCCGCGCCCACGUGCUCAUCCACACUGGAGAGAAACCCUACCCCUGUGAAAUCUGUGGCACCCGUUUCAGGCACCUUCAGACUCUGAAGAGCCACUUGCGAAUCCACACAGGAGAGAAACCGUACCAUUGCGAGAAGUGUAACCUGCAUUUUCGUCACAAAAGCCAGCUGCGUCUUCACUUGCGUCAGAAGCACGGGGCCAUCACCAACACCAAGGUGCAAUACCGUGUGUCCGCCACUGACCUGCCCCCCGAGCUCCCCAAAGCCUGCUGAAGCAUGGAGUGUUGAUGCUUUCCAUUCGAGUCCCUUCUCAGAAAUCUACCCAAAGGAUACUGUAACACUUUACAAUGCUCAUCCCAUGAUGUAGUGCCUCUUUCAUCCACUAGUGCAAAUCGUAGCUGGGCUGGGGUGGGGGGAGGGGCGUGGGGGACCGGGAGCCAAGGCAGCUCCCCUUCCCUUGAGGCCAUAAAACAUUAAGAAAAUAAUAUUGCUUCUUCUCCUAUGUGUAAGGCGAACCAUGUCAGCAAAAGGCAAAAUCACUUUAGAUAUCAAAGCGGGGGAGUAUGCAAAAGUUCUGACUUGACUUGGUCUGCAAAAUGAGGAAUGUAUAUGUUUUGUGGGAACAGAUGUUUCUUUUGUAUGUAAAUGUGCAUUCUUUUAAAAGAAGAGACUUCGGUAUGUUAUCAAAGAGAGGGCUUUAAUUUUUUUAACCAAAGGUGAAGGAAUCUAUGGCAGAGUUGUAAAUAUAUAAAUAUAUAUAUAUAUAAAAUAAAUAUAUAUAAACCUAAAAAAGAUAUAUUAAAAAUAUAAAACUGUGUUAAAGGCUCGAUUUUGUAUCUGCAGGCAGACACGGAUCUGAGAAUCUUUAUUGAGAAAGAGCACUUAAGAGAAUAUUUUAAGUAUUGCAUCUGUAUAAGUAAGAAAAUAUUUUGUCUAAAAUGCCUCAGUGUAUUUGUAUUUUUUUGCAAGUGAAGGUUUACAAUUUACAAAGUGUGUAUUAAAAAAAAAAACAAAAAGAACAAAAAAAAAGCUACCGAAGGAAAAAAAUGUGUAGUUUUGUUCUAGUUUUCAGUUUGUAUAUACCCGUACAACGUGUCCUACGGUGCCUUUUUUCAUGGAAGUUUUCAGUGACGGGCGAGUGCGCCAUCCCUUCUGAAGUGUAGGCAGACACAGGGACUUGAAGUUGCCGCUCACUAAAGCUCUCUUUGGGAAUGUUUGUCUCAUCACAUUCUGCGUCAUGCUUAUGUUAGAACUACUCCAGAGACAGGGUUUGGCUGUGUCUAAACUGCAUUACCGCGUUGUAAAAUAUAGCUGUACAAAUACGAGAAUAAAACGUUGAAAAGUCAA